This is a messenger RNA of Pecten maximus, 3107 nucleotides long. Its product is annotated as programmed cell death protein 4-like. Lineage: Eukaryota; Metazoa; Mollusca; Bivalvia; Pectinida; Pectinidae. The record is from RefSeq and is a predicted model, not a curated record. Gene Ontology annotation, biological process: negative regulation of DNA-templated transcription. Gene Ontology annotation, cellular component: nucleus; cytosol.
AUGUCAUAACUUCAUACCAAAGGAAAGAAGAUUUCGCGCUGCAGGUUGUGGUAGGAAAAAUCUUUUGAGUCGCACAGUUUGCCUAUUAGGUAACUUGUGCAUUUUGUGCAGGGUAGGAAACUCUGCAUUGUAUUAACUGAGUCAGUAAGUAUUUGUAAAUUUUGUCUCUUAAACGCCUGUCAUGACCACCGAAGUCGACGUGUCUAAUGUUGAUGAAAAAUUCCAAAAUGGCGACGGUGAAAUAUUAGAAGUGAACGGGAAUGAGUUUACUGAGGACUUGAAUGAUACUGACAGUAAAUCUCCUGAUGGGAGAAUAAUCAGGAAAGCUAAAAGAUUCCAUCGGCAGAACUCGGGACCUGACGCAUUGGUUUUAAAUGGCGAAACAAAGAAUGCAACUCAAGCAAAACAAGCACUUGCUGUAAACAAAAAUAGCCGCAAAUCCAGGGACGGCCGCGGUCGAGGCCUUCCAAAGAAAGGUGGUGCAGGUGGUAAAGGAACAUGGGGAGCUCCUGGAGAUGAAAUAUUAAUGGAAGAGAGGUGCAAAGAUGCCAAUGACCCCAACUAUGAUUCAGAGAGUGAGGAUGAAUAUGUCGUGGAAAAAAUCGAUCUGGAAGUGUCCCGAGAGGAACUUACAAAGGUUCUCCAGCCUGUGAUUUCUGAAUAUUAUAACCAUGGUGAUACAUCAGAAGUACAGGAAACCUUGCAGGAACUGAAAUUACGCACCUUAAAACCAAAAGUGAUAGAAAUGAUUUUGAAUAUGGCAUUGGACCACAAAUGUACACAUCGAGAGUUGAGUUCCAUCCUUAUUUCUGACCUGUACGGAAAAGUGCUUACUUCUGAUGACAUUGCCAGCGGCUUUGACGAUGUACUAAACAGUCUGAGUGACUUAACUAUCGACACACCUGAUGCUCCUACGGUGAUUGGUCAGUUUAUCGCCAGGGCUGUUGCCGAUGAUUGUCUUCCUCCUAAGUAUAUGCGGAGUUACAAAGGUAAUGUGGAAAGUGAACACACAGUUUCUGCUCUGGAGAAAGCAGAGCUUUUGUUAAGCAAGAAACAUGGCAUUGUUCGUCUGGAUAACAUCUGGGGCACAGGAGGAGGCAUACGACCAGUGAAAUAUCUUAUCAAACAGAUGGUUAUGCUGCUGAAGGAGUACCUGUCUUCAGGAGACAUACACGAGGCCACACAGUGUCUCCAGGAACUGGAGGUUCCACACUUCCACCAUGAAGUUGUCUAUGAGGCUACCAUAAUAGUGUUGGAAGAUGGAAGUCAGCGGGCAGCUGAUAUGAUAUGUAAUCUAUUGAAGUCAUGGAGCGAUGCAUUAGUUCUUACUCCAGAACAAAUUACUCAGGGAUUUAAACGGGUAUAUGAUGCACUGCCAGAUAUUACUCUGGAUGUGCCGGCAGCCUAUACACUGCUGGAGCGAUUUGCCACUUUGUGCCACAAGGGAAGAGUAAUGGGAAGUGAUCUCUUUCAAGAACUACCUCAGAGAGGGACGGAAGCGAUUUGUAUCCGAGGGGGAUGGUGGCCGCCUCAAGGAGCAGAUCAUGUAGAUAAUUGUGAUGUGUCGAAAGCUGACAAUGGUUUGCCGUCCUGAUGAAAAUGGUUAACAUGGACACAGAAGUGCUUAUACAGUAUUUCACAGGGAAACAUCACCAGGACGAAGUGUUAUACAAGUUUGUGUUUGAAUGGUUGGCUGGCAGCAAUUCUACAGUAUUGACUAAGUAGAUAUCUUUUUCAAAAUAGCAUUGAGGUGUUCUACUUUUCUGGUACCUAGGUGUGAUGUACUGUGAUACUGCAUGUCACAUGUCAUUAUUUACACAUUGGUUGUAUGUGUAUCUAUCAUGUUAAUUGGAAUCUUUUUUGUAUCAACCACGGAUGUUCUGUUGAUUGUUGUUAGAAAUCACCAACCCCUUCUGCGUGUUUGUGCGUGUUUCCUGUAAUGAGAAAGUAAACACCAUUAUUUUAGUUUCCUGGUUCUGCUUAAAUUCACAGUUUUCUAUUAUCUGGCCUAUAAUGCUUAUUUUUUUUUAAUACGUGGUUAUAAUUUUUUUUUUUUGUGUAAUUUGGUGCAUGUUUUACAACUUAAAUCAAUUUUUGCCAUGACCUGCAAUUAGUCUUAUCAUGAUGCCGUUCAUUUUGCUUUACUUUAAGAUAUGAUUUUAAAAAGUGCUAAUAACAGACAUAGUUCUUAUAUAUACCAGCUUUAUUUCAUAGUAAAAUAAUGUUUGCACAUUGCAUUAUAUAUAUACAGUAUUUAUGAUAAAUAUUAUGAUGAAUAAUUAAAGGUUCUUUUCAGUGCCAGACAAGAAUGCUGAACAGUUUUCCUUUUUGAAAUUAAGUCUGCUACAAAUAGUUAUUAAUUUGUCCUCUCCAAGUGAAAGCAAGUACAUAUAGCCAUAGUUCUGAUGAUAUUGUCUUUGGGACAAGUAUGGUGCACAUGAAUCAUUAUGGCUUUAAGAUGAAAAGCAGAUGAUCACUGAAGAACACAUAUUGAAAUAAACCUUACAGAUUCAUUCAUUGUGAGCCGAAAAAGCGCAAUAUUGAGCCGUAUGGUCCGAUUUAUAGGGGGAGGGGGUUUCUACAUUGGUAUUGAUAUUGUAAAACUUAAGGACGAUAUUAAGUGAAUUUAAUUUAGUUUUUCUUCCUUUUUGAUUAAUUUUUGCACAUUUUCAUAACAGAAAUAUUAUAGAUAAUUUGUAAGAAAUUCAUAAAUCUGCUGACAGUGUAGGGCACCACCAUUGUUAUUAAAACCAUAUAUUCACCUAGUAUAUUUGUAUGUCUUGAUACAAUUUUUCAUAUUGUCUGUAUUUAAUUAUUUCAAAGUACCAUUGAUGAAACUUAGUUGAAAGGAAAAGAUACCAAUAAAUAUCAUGAAAAUUGAUCUUUGUCUAUUUUUCCAUUGUCUAUGUUAUAACAAAAUAUUAAAAGGAUGUGUUCCCAGACCUUUGAUAGAAAUGAUGCACCAACCUCUCCCAUAGAUGGAGGGUGAAUGGAGAGAAAGGAUAACCAGGACAAAUGGAAGGGCUGUUACCCUUACCUUUGCUGUGCAAUUGUAUUCUGUCAUGAAAUCAUGCUCACAUUAGCCAAUAAAUGCUGGUUAUAGUUAA